UACUAGAUGGGCUCAAUCUAAAGAUCUAUUCCACUAUGAGAAAAACAUUGUCAUCCUUCCUAUUUUUAAUAAUCUUUCUUUCAAUGUCAAAAGCGGAACUAAAUAAGCCGUAUUACCAGCGACAAUUUAGAUUAAAAUCAUUUGGGUCACUAACGAGUGCUUACAAACCUUUGCUUUCCGGUGACGGAGGUAGUUUUCCUGCUGCUUUGAGGGAAUGCACUGAGUUUUGCCGGGGAGAUAGACGGUGUAUUGGAAUGGAGGUUUGUCGAAUCAGGGAGGACCUGUAUAGAUGUCGGGCGUGUUGUGAAUGGAUGAAAAUAGGAGAGAAAGCAGGACUUACAAACAACAUGACCACCUGUAGAUAUUUCGAAAUGGAAGAAGAGGAGACCAUAAACAUUGCGGUAUCAAAGCCUACUAUUUUGAGUACAAUAUUCUACCCCACUCAGAAAGCUUCUAACGCUGUGGACAACGUCAUCAAUUGUACCUCAGGUCUUUUAACUGCGCAUUCUCAAGAAGAAUUCGAACCGUGGCUUAGGAUAGACCUACAAGCCAAAUAUGACGUUAUAAAGGUUACUAUAUUCAACAGACAGGAUUCUUAUGGGUUUAGACUGCAUGAUCUUCAGGUUAACGUUGGAGACAAUGAACAGGAAAACUCGUGUGGAUUCUUCAAAGGACCAGCAAGUGAGGGGGAUCAGAUAGUGGUAUAUUGUGCUUCCGGUUCUCUGGGUACAUACGUUCUGCUGAAAAUCCUCAGUCAACCAGGAGAGAUGGAUAUUUUCCACGUUUGUGAGGUCCAGGUCAUCGGCGACUUCAAACAAUGAAAUGUUUAAGUCCAUGUGGUUAUAUACAUGUUAUGGCACUUUCUAAAAACAAAGCACGUGUUGAUUUCGAUGAAUAAUUUUAUGUGUAUUAUAUUAAAGAUAGUUAGCGAAAAAAGGAAAACAUGAGUAUUGAUUUAAUUGUACAUUUUGAAGUACAAAUGCACAAGCUUUUUUUUUUGUUUAAACAUGUAUUUAUUAUUAAUUAUUUCUACAGAAUUUGCUAUUGCUCUUGAAACAUAUCUAUCAGCUUUUUUUAACUUUUGUUUUGUAUAUUGAUAUGGUCACUGUCGUAAUAAAGGCAAAUUGUUGAAUAAUUCUAUAUGAAAGUUUUUAUUAAACUAAAUUUUUAACAAGACAAACUUUGAAAGAAUAUCGCUUCGGGAUUUUUUUAUAACUUCGCUCCAAAGGAGAGGGAGGUAUACUGUUUUAUCCUUGUUUGUUUGUCCUUCUGUCUGUUUGUCUGUUCUUAGCAAAUAUUUCUGUUGCAUUUUUCUCAGCAACUAUAAAUUGUAGAUGCUUGAAUUUUUAAUACACUUUUUGUUUAGGCAUGCCAUAUCGUGGAUUUUUUUUCUCUAAUUUUACGUCAACUUUCUGUUAUAUGACUUUAUUUAUUUUAAGCCUAAAUUUUCAAACAAAUUAUCGUCUAAAAUUUUGCUGCAACUAUUAAUUACAGAUUCUUGAAAUUUUAACAUACUUUUUGUUUAGGUAUGCUGUAUUGUGGUACAUAUUUUUGGUAUAUUUUUUCACCAAUUGGAUGUUAACUUCCUGAUAAAUGACGCCUUUUAAACCUUAAUUUCAAACAAAUUUUCGUCAAAGAUUUCUCGGCAACUGCAGAUGCUUUAAAUUUUAGCACACUAUUUAUCAAAACAAGCCCUAUAGUUGGAUAUAUUUUUGUACCGUAAACUUCCUGUUAAAUGACGACUUUGGUUUUUUUUAAAGCCUAAAUUUUGUUUUUUAGCCUUAAUUUUCAAACAAAUUAUCGUCUAAGAUUUUGCUGCUACUAUUUAUUGCAGAUGUUUGAAAUUUUAACAUACAUAUUGUGGGAUCUAUUUUGUACAUAUUAGAUUCCAACUUCCUGUUAAAUAUCGACUUUGCUUAGUUCGCAUAUUCACAUCAGAGCGGUGGUAUUACUAGUGAGCAUUGGCUCACAGAUAUCUUGUUUAUACUGGUGAGGAAAUGGCCUUUGUGUCCUGAAGAAUUUAUAUGACGGCAUUGAAUAAUUUAUGAAAAUAUGCUGCAUUAUUAUCUACGAAGUUGACACACAUUCUGCUGGGUUGUUUCUCUUUAAUUUUUAGUCAGGUAAAAGUUUUUGUGAACUCUUUAAACAUGCUUUUAUGCUUGAUUUUGUGAAACAAAUCUUUUUUCCCGAGUUAAUCAUGUUAUUAUUUUUUAGUAUUUGAAAGGUUAAUAGUUUAUUGAUACACUCGGGUGGCUAUAAAGGUCUUUCGUUAAAG
This is a messenger RNA of Magallana angulata, 2275 nucleotides long. RefSeq lists its product as uncharacterized. Lineage: Eukaryota; Metazoa; Mollusca; Bivalvia; Ostreida; Ostreidae. The transcript is spliced from 4 exons. The coding region runs from base 36 to 821 and encodes 261 amino acids. The record is from RefSeq and is a predicted model, not a curated record.